UGCUAAAUAGAUUGUUUCAUUGUGAUGCUUGCACUGUAUCUCACUCUGAAAAAUUUCUAAUCAAUUUUGUGCAAAUUAAUGUGUAAUGCAUGAUAUGUUUCUCAGGCCUUUGGGCAGCAAGCUGGAGCGUCAGAUGAUUUUCAAGAAUUUUGUCCUGAAGAAAAAGGAGUUAAAAAGAAAUUUAGUAUGGAUGAUGCAUUAGAGGACAGAAUUUGUGAUCUCUAUGACCUUUUUGUUGAUGGGCUGGAUGAAGAUGCGGGUCCACAAAUUAGAAAGUUAUAUGGAGAGCUUGCAGAAUUGUGGCCAGUUGGUUUCAUGGACAAUCAUGGGAUCAAAAGAGCGAUUUGUAGGGCUAAAGAUAGGCGGAGGGCACUGUACGGUAGACAUAAGGAUCAGGAGAAAAUCAAAAGGAAGAAAAUGUUGGCACGUAGAAUGGACGAGACUGUUCGAGUCGAAGGUAAUUCAAUUGCUCAGCCACAGUCUAUGCGUGAGCGCACAUCUACUGAAACUGGUAGUCAUGGUUUAACUUCAGCAACCAGGCCGGUUACUAGUUCGCCGGCAGCAGUCAGGAUGCACAGUCCCUCAUCCAAUGGUCCGAUUAUGUUGGACAGAAUGAAACAAGAGAAACAAAAGGGAACCUCAAGCAAUCCGGUGGAUGAUACAAGGGUAUUAUCAGAUGGAGGAAUGGUGAAGAAGAAGGUAAAGCGGAAGCCAGAACUGGACUUAAACGAAAGCCUUUUGCGUCCAGAGAAAUUACCUUCUCAACAGGGAGAGGAGAGACACAAGUCCCUCAAGCAGGCUGCUGCUACAGCAGGUCUUCCCCAAAAAUCAAAUCUUCAGUCAUCUUCUGCGCCUCCAAACGUUGAACAGUCAAGCUGACAUGAUAUCUUAAUUAGCUCAAUUUAGGAAGUUUACACCCUAAAAAUCGUUUUUUGCACACGAGUUUUUUUUUUUUUUUUUCUUUUAAUGAUGGGCGUCAUUCAUUCUGGCCAACUGAUUUUUACGAUUUUUGUAAUUAUAUAUGUUCUUUAAUGGCGCCUUGUGGAUUAAAGAUUUAUCUUCAAUAGAGAUAGCAGCGAGCUAUGAUUUUCUUGUGCUCGUUGUUGUUGUUGUAACUAUA
Molecule: messenger RNA, 1120 nt
Organism: Juglans regia (Persian walnut)
Lineage: Eukaryota; Viridiplantae; Streptophyta; Magnoliopsida; Fagales; Juglandaceae
Product: ubinuclein-1-like
Exons: 4
Coding region: 187-879 (230 amino acids)
Cellular component (GO): nucleus
Source: RefSeq, a predicted model, not a curated record